GAUAGAUGACUCACCUUGAAAAGUCAGUUUCCCACUGUGGGAAACACUUAUUUAUAAAAAAGGGUCAACUAUCAUUUUAAAAGUGUUUUGAUCAUUUUGGCUCAGGCUGCUGAUAAAUAAGAGCGAUUAAUGAUGAGAGCACAAGGAGAAUUUAAAUUAAAAUCACCGCCUGACGACGCUAUUUCUAGCGUAAAAUUCGGGCCCAACGCUAAUCAGUUUCUGCUGGUUUCUUCCUGGGAUGGAUACGUGAGAUUGUACGAUGUUACUGCCAAUACCUUAAUACAUAAAUAUGCUCAUGAUAACGCCGUGUUGGACUGCUGUUUUACUGAUGCUAUCCAUUCAUAUUCAGGAGGUUUGGACAACACAUUGAAGUCGUUUGAUUUCAAUACCACAACUGAAAGCAUAGUAGGCACCCAUACUGGACAAAUAAAGUGUGUUGAACAUUGCAAUCAACUCAACUGUGUAUUAACAGGUGGUUGGGAUCAUCAUGUAAAAAUUUGGGACCCCAGAAUGUCUGGUCCAAGUGGAAGUUAUAACCAGAGUGAUAAAGUAUAUUCCAUGAAUACAUGUGGAGAAAAAUUGCUGGUUGCGACUGCUGGAAGAAAAGUUUUAGUUUGGGAUAUCAGAAACAUGUCAUAUGCACUGCAAAGAAGGGAGACCAGUUUGAAGUAUCAAACCAGGGCCAUUAGAGCUUUUCCGAAUAGACAAGGCUUUGCUUUGAGUAGCAUUGAAGGAAGGGUUGCAGUAGAAUAUUUGGAUUCAAAUCCUGACAUUCAAAAGAAAAAAUACGCCUUUAAGUGCCAUCGAAUUAAAGAAGAUGGAAUCGAAACAAUUUAUCCUGUUAACGCCAUUAGUUUUCAUCCAAUCCACAACACGUUUGCAACUGGAGGUUCUGACGGCUAUAUCAACAUAUGGGACGGUUUUAACAAGAAAAGACUAUGCCAGUUUCAUCAGUACCAUACCUCAAUUACCUCACUUAACUUUAGCCACAAUGGUUCAGUAUUGGCUAUUAGCUGUUCAUACUUUUUGGAAGAAGAUAACCCACCCAAUCCGUUACCUGAUGAUGCAAUUUAUAUUAGAUCCGUGACCGAUCAAGAGACCAAACCUAAGUACAGUUCCAGUGCGCAAUGAUAAUAUUUUGUCAGGUGAGAAGUACGAUUGGUUGUUCAUGUGUGGUUAAUAAUAUAGAAUUAAAUUUAAA
This is a messenger RNA of Dendroctonus ponderosae (mountain pine beetle), 1201 nucleotides long. It is a transcript of the gene Bub3, whose product is annotated as mitotic checkpoint protein BUB3. Gene Ontology annotation, biological process: mitotic spindle assembly checkpoint signaling. The transcript is spliced from 8 exons. Bases 130 to 1131 code for a protein of 333 amino acids. The record is from RefSeq and is a predicted model, not a curated record. Gene Ontology annotation, cellular component: mitotic checkpoint complex; kinetochore; bub1-bub3 complex. Gene Ontology annotation, molecular function: ubiquitin binding. Lineage: Eukaryota; Metazoa; Arthropoda; Insecta; Coleoptera; Curculionidae.